GGAACACGCAGGCGCCCUCGGGCGCAGCCGCCCCCGUGGUAGCCACGGACCGGUAGGGGAAAUGCCCUCGGCGGUUUGCUUCGCUCUGUAGAGGAGCGAUGGGGAGGCGUUGGGCCUGGCCUGAGGUAGGAGGGAACCCAGCUGCCGCCGCCAGUGCCUGAGCCGCGAUGCUCGCGUGGGCCCUCUCCGCGCUGCUCUGGUCUCUCCUAGGAGUUGGAUCGCAACGUCCUUCCUUAUUCAGUAACAAAGGCAUUGUUUACGGCACGGUAGGACGCCCAGUGAAAAUAUAUGUAAAGUUACAUCAGGAUAGCCCUGUCCUUGUUUGUAUGGAUGUUAAUCGUGCUAGUAAAGAAACAGUGGACCCCGCCUACUUAUGGAUUGGGCCAAAUGAAAAUACAUUAACAGGGAAUGGCCAAAUAAAUGUAACAAACACAGGAAAACUGAUAGUGAAAGAUUUUAUGGAGUCGUUGUCUGGACUUUACACAUGUACUCUUUCAUAUAAGACUAUCAAAGCAGAAACCCAAGAAGAAACUACAAUAAAGAAGAGAUAUGACUUUAUGAUCUUUGCCUAUCGGGAACCUGAUUAUUCUUAUCACAUGGCUGUGCGUUUUACCACAAAAUCUUGUGUAGGAAGAUAUAAUGACCUGCUCUUUAGAGUGCUGAAGAAAAUCUUGGAUAAUUUAAUCUCUGAUUUGUCGUGCCAUGUCAUAGAACCAUCAUAUAAGUGCCAUUCUGUUAAAAUUCCAGACCGUGACUUCGUGUACGAGCUAUUCAUAGCCUUUCAAGUGAAUCCUUUUGCACCAGGCUGGAAAAGUAUGUGCAACGACUCUUCCGAUUGUGAAGAUGCCACUAACCGUAACAUCCUCAAGGCAAGAGAUCGGAUAGAAGAAUUUUUUCGGAGCCAAGCAUACAUUUUGUACCAUCACUUUAAUAAAACUAUACCAGCGAUGCAUUUUGUGGACCACAGUUUUCAAGUAGUACGAAUAGAUAACUGUCGACCAGGCUUUGGGAAAAAUGAAGGUCUACACAGCAAUUGUGCUAGCUGUUGCGUGGUCUGUAGUCCUGGAACAUUCAGUCCUGAUGUCGAUGUCACCUGUCAGAUCUGUGUUUCUGUCCAUUCAUACGGAGCUAAAUCUUGCCCAUAAACUUCAAGACCAGAGAUGAAAGCAUGGUUACUUGCCUCUGAAGGUGGGACAAAGAUUUGUUCACAUCUGAGAGCAUCAUAGAUACAUCCAUAAAUAAGAUCUGUAAGAGCAAAACUUUGGGAAUGUGCGUUUUAGAAACAACAGAAAAGCAUUGACCUGGCAUUUCUGAGGAGGAGUUGAAUUCAGUGUCCCCAGUGUAUGAGCGGAAGUGAAGUGUUAGUGGGUGCUUUAAAUGAAAUAUGUUCUGUUGUCUACAAACUAAGACAUGCUUUGUACCUGGUACUAUAGUAAGGUCAAAAUGAGUGGCAAAGUAUGAUACAAUAAAAAUUUCUAUUUUCCAUA
This is a messenger RNA of Peromyscus eremicus (cactus mouse), 1487 nucleotides long. It is a transcript of the gene Zpbp2, whose product is annotated as zona pellucida binding protein 2. Gene Ontology annotation, cellular component: extracellular region; acrosomal vesicle; zona pellucida receptor complex. The record is from RefSeq and is a predicted model, not a curated record. NCBI's taxonomy places the organism in Eukaryota, Metazoa, Chordata, Mammalia, Rodentia, Cricetidae. Gene Ontology annotation, biological process: acrosome assembly; binding of sperm to zona pellucida. The transcript has 8 exons. The coding region runs from base 168 to 1145 and encodes 325 amino acids.